Symbiodinium sp. CCMP2592 is the source of this 2457-nucleotide messenger RNA. Lineage: Eukaryota; Dinophyceae; Suessiales; Symbiodiniaceae. The record is from the annotation of a GenBank genome assembly.
AUGGAGGAAAAGAGACUGCAGAAGCUGUAUGGCACGAAGAAGCGCAGUGGUGGAAAACCGAGAAAAAGAAAGAACAAGAGUUCAUCUUCUCGACCUUUGAAGAAGCCGCGCCAGCUUGGAGCAGCUGCUGCUGCACCUGACGAUGCUGAAGCUGCUGAUGGUGCCGACAAUGCCGCUGCAGCCGAGGACAGUGAAGGAACUGAUUCCCAGGCUUCUUCGGAGGCCGAGGCAUUGUCCGAUGAUGAUGCUCCAGUCGCUCCAUGGAUUCUCAGACAGAUUGAUGUGGUAGAGGCUGCCAAGGCUGCCAAAGCCAAGGCCAAGCCAAAGAGUUUGGCCCAGAAGAUCAGCAAAUGGCUGCCGAAGCGUGGGCCCAGAUUUGGUGGCGACACUGGAGGGGGAGAUGGGCCUGCAGGGCCAGCUGCAUCAGCAGAACCGGCAUCGUCGUCGACCGACCCCAUGCCAGCUCGUGCAAAUCCUCCUCCAGCCGAAUCUGCAGAAGAUGGCGAUGAAGCCCUCCAAGUGGCAACUUCUGGCAGGAAGCGGUCCUACCUCGAGCAAACGUGUGAUAUUGAUGGUUUUGGUUCCAUUCACUUCUAUCCACCAGCCCAAAACUUUGUUGCUUUCUGCCGCCAAAAAGGCCAUGAAGACUGCAGAAAAUCCAGGACAUGCAAGCCAUCAACUUUACCUGCCCGUGCAGGGCAGGGCAGACCUCUUGGACUGCUGGCUCAGUGGCUUUUCUGCGGCAAGGACCAUUCCACUCGAGAGGCUCACCAAGCUCCUAAGCUGUUGUCAUCCUUUACACAAGCUGAACGAUUGUCGGCCCGGCAACGCUUCUUGAAGCUCCCUGGUGCAGAGGCGAUGGCCCGCAACGAGCGGGUGAGAAGGGAGGAUGAAGCUGAAGAGCCGGAUCGAGACAUCUACUCUGCAGAUGAUGCGACCAAGCUGAGUUGCAUCAUGCAGGCGCUUUGGGCUGCAGUGAUUGCAGUGAAUAUGAAAGUUGCCAGCUGUUUGAGCAUGCAGCAGGAGAUCUUGGAUGGCCAAAAGGAGGUGCCUCCAGCGUCUAUUCGUGAGCUUAUGAUGCAGCCUGACCAUCCACAAUAUGAGAAGAACCUGGAGAUUCUUGCAAAGCAAGGGGCGAAGAAGGAUGCCCGCACUCGUGGCGACAGCGGGGGCUUCCCUGCCUGGAAGGCACAGGCGGUUCGGUGGAGCGAAGCCAUUGGAGUUGAUGUUGCUAAGCACCGUGUUUGGACAAGUCGGCGAGACUUUGUGGGACGGGGUGUUCCACAGAAUGAGCGGGUGCAAACCAUGCUUGAUCUGGUGUGUCUCCAGAAGUGGUCUGAGCAUCCAAACCGUGGGUACCUUCGUGAUGUUGUUUGGCCUGACCUCAUGUGCAAUGUGUUCCUGGACUGGAGCCAAAAUCCAGCUCGCAGGGCUUAUUCAGGAAAGAAUGGAGAGAUGCGCUGUUUGACUACAUCCUCCCAACUCUACUCCUUUGAAGCCGACCGGGCACUCUUUCCGAUUGAGUACAUGAGGCUCCAGGGAUGGGGCUUUGACAUUGCUAUCCCUGAGCAGUGUGCAGGGAAGAUGCGAGAGCUGUCAGGGCAAGGCAUGUCGCUGCCGUGCCUCGGAGUUGUGAUUUGGGCAGUGUAUCUGCUGAAGGGAGCCCAAGAGCAAGAGGCCUCGCGUGGUGAGUGUGGCCUCGUUGCAGUGCUUGAUCUGCAAGAAGAGGUCGAGUGGGCAUCCUUCAACUCCAAGAGCCAACCGACGGGUUUGUGGUGUGGAGUGCAUUUGAAGGUGGUGAUACAGCUCUACCCCGACCAACCGCCGGAGGUUGUUGCCGUCCUUUAUCAUGAAGACUCGGAGGCUGGACGUACUUGCAAACGAGUGAUUGAUGAGGCAGCCCAAAACCUGAAGGACGGGGUUGAGUUCAGCCUGCCUGCAACUGUGAGCUCCAUGGCGAGCCAGGGAGUCCGCUUGGUGUUUGAAAUGGCCUUCUGCUCAGAAGGGGAUGUUGUCCGCCUUGCGGGGCACUCCAGCAAAUUCCUCAAGCUGCAAGAAGUCCUGCUGCAGCCCGAGCAGCGUGGGCACCCAGUGCUUGCAGGCUUUUUGUUGAGCCUCCGGGGGUUGCCGCUGGACGAGGUGUUGAGCCUCAGGCGUGUCCAGGUCUAUCGCGACACGGCUCUGGUUUUGCGCGAGGAUAACUUGCAGCCUGAAGGUAUGGUACACGAGUCCCAGCCGUCAGUGCUGUUGACGUUCCUUUCCCGCAAGCAGACCGAGAGCUACCCCAAAGAGUUUGUGGGCCACUCGACCCGCACGGUGCCUCCUACCCUCCAGCAGCUGAUCCAGCGGGGUGCUGACUUCAAGCAGCAGGCCUUUUUACAUGACAGUCUAGCAGUCUCGCAGCUUAGGCUUAGCAUUCUCGAAUCAGCUCCUUGCUUGGUUCUCUUAAGGUCCUGA